AUGCUGUCUCCUCCCGUGGCUCUACCACAGCACCGACUCGGUCCCGAUGGACAGUGCGUUGUUCACUGGUAUGCCAAAGCCCUCACCGACUUCAGCUCGCCUGAGCCCAAUCUUUUGUGCUUCGAAGAGGACGACAUCAUCGGCGUCUCCACCGCUCUCUCGGAGACAGAGGCCACUGGGAAUUGGCUCUAUGGCGAAAAUCUGGGCGCCUGGGGUUGGUUUCCGAUGGACAGGGUGAGGGUCCUUGACGACAGCCCCGCUGCUGGCUCCGUCAAGGCCGAUGCGGUCCUCCACAUUCGCGAAGGCAGCGACAGCAGCUCUCAAGGCAAGGACGGACAGACCCGUGGAUGGUACCAGCGAUACAAAAAGAUUGCCCGAUACGAAAAGCGACAGCUGCCACCACUUCCGACGGCAUCCGCUGCGGGCGAUGAAAGUAUCAAGACGAAGGUGCCUCUCGAUGAGAGCCCAAGCCAGCACGAAGUUGACCUUCUUUCGACUUUGCCGGUAUCAAAGUCGCUGGCGAGCUCCUUGGUAUCAUCGCAGAUGUCGGGAGGUGUUCUACAGGACCUUGGAGAGUCUCCUCCCAGCUCCGUGAGUUUGCUGGAGAGCUGCCAGGACGAGCAAAUGUCACCGCCAGAGCCGCGGGUGAUCCAGAUCGACCCGUCUCGGCUUCCAAAGACCUACAGCAUCAAAAAGACGCCUGUGCCAACAAACGGAAAGACCGUCGCUGUGGUGGGGGCACCGGCAGAAGAACGCCAACGCUGGAUCGAUACCGUGGGCGGAGCAGAUGAGGUCGCCCGGAUGGGGCUCUCAAAGAGCGAAAUCAAGCGACAGGAAGUCAUUCACGAGGUCAUCUAUACAGAACGGGACUAUGUCGACGAUCUUCGAACCAUUAUUGAGAUUUAUAUCCAACCCAUCAAAGAGAGAAAGCUUCUGCGCCCAAAAGACAUCACUGUCGUCUUUUCGAAUCUCGAGGAUUUACAGCGACUCAACCAGGAGUUCUUGUCGUGGCUGGAGCAAAAACAAAAGGAAAGCACCAUCGUCAAUCAAGUUGGAGAUCUCUUCAUCCAGAUCAGCGAGGGGCUCAAGAUCUACACGUUGUAUUGCAGUAAUUAUCCUCAUGCUCUGGUCAAGCUCCAGGCGGCUCGAAACAGCCGCGCGGUGGCCAAGUUCCUUGAUCAAUGUCAGCAGCUGCCGCAGAGCCGCAACCUUACUCUGGCCAAUUUUCUCAUCAAACCGGUACAGCGCAUUUGCAAGUAUCCACUGCUACUGAAGGAAAUGCUGAAGAAUACGGACGCCAGCCAUGCUGAUCACGACAACCUCGUCCGAGCCCUCCUGGAGAUCGAAACUGUCGUCACCAUCAUCAACGAAGGCACACGACAAGCCGAGGGCAUCAACAAAAUGCUGGAUAUACAGAGCCGACUGACAACGAAGCUGAAUCUCGUUGCCCCCUCAAGAGCACUGAUUCAGAGUGGAUCCUUGACCUUGCUCGUUGACGGGGCUCGCAAGAAGCGCGAGCUUUUUCUCUUCAACGAUAUGCUUUUGAUGGCCAAGCAGCUCUCUGAAGACCCAGGAUCGAAGCUCAAGGUCGUCACUACCGUUCCAUUCGAAAUGAUAUUGAUUAAUGCUGGUGAUCAUCUCGGGAGCGAGCACUUGAUCGAGAUCAUCCACGUCGGCCAGUCCAAGUUCAAGCUUGUCGCCGAUAGCGCAUACUCCAAAAACCAGUGGCUGAAGGCUUUCCAGGAGGCCACAGAUCUCUUUGUUCGCAACCGCAUUCCCGCGUCUGUGGUUGAGCCACGGACGGACUCGGCUCCAGCCCCGGACGACAAGUCUCAGGAAGAGAGUCUCUCAAAACCUGGCGAUGCAGAUGCUAAGGGAUGGUCCCAGGCCGGCGAAGAUGGUGUCCUCCCAGUUGUUACCGAUGGUCACCCGCAACAGAGCGAGCAGGGCACUACAGCCGAUAUAGCCCUGACUCUGGAAGUCAAUAGGACCCAGAACACAACACUCGAUCCAUCAUCGGUUGGUGCAGGACCGUCCAUCAAGUCAGCUGACGAGGAGGCUACUUUGGGCGGCAUUGUCGGAGAGACUCUUGGCGACGAGAAAACUUCCGAGUCCGGGUCGCUGGAGAGAUUGCAGCUCGUCGAAUCGCGGCGAAUCAAGCUCAUCAGCAAGAGCCUUGCCACCAACCCCUUCAUUGUCCAAGAUCAGCGGAACCCGUUGAAGGCGACGGCGUACGGGAAUGGUCCUCCGGGGGGACGCGGAGGAUCUGGAUACCGUGCAAACAAAGGCGGUUCUCCGGAAUCAUCGGCCUCAAAGCUCGCACCUUUGAGGAUCAGCCCGCAGUCGGCUACAGCAGGCUUCGAGAGACGAGGCGGCAGCCCAACAAGUCCUCAUCCGAGCCUGUGGUCUGGCGCCGGGGCGGCUCGCAAAAUGAACCGAAGCCGUAACCAGUCAGAGACUCCGUACAAUGUGCCCAAGGGUGCGGAGGAGUCUAAAGCGGAUCAGCCCAAGCGCGCAGCCACCGUUGCCAACCCAGUGCCUCUCAGCCAGGCGCUAUCCAUUGACAACAUAAUGAGCCCACUCGCAGGCUUGCCACUCUCGGAUGAAAAAAGGGACGAACACAUUACCUCUCCAUCAAAGGAGCGGGCAAGAUCCAAAUCCAUUCUUGGCUCUGCGCCUUCACUCAACACCAAUUCAAGUAUCAGCGAAGGCUUUGUUCCCCCCGAGCCCGAACGGUGUGCCACCCUCGGAAGCCAACUGGAGAUUGUCCCGGAGAUAUCGGAAAUCAAGGCCAAUAAUCCCGCCAACACCCUUACCCUGACAGCGCCAACAGCUAGUAUCAACCGGCCGAUCAAAUCAGUGUUCGUCUCCAACGUUGUCAAAUACAGCGGCGCUGGAUUGAAAGAUUAUGUGUACAUCAUCGAGGUGUUCCACGCCGGUGCUUCGGCUUCGCCCCAAUCUGGCCAAUCUGGACACAUUAUAUACCACACCUACGACGACUUUUUCAGCUUCCACAUGUGCCUAAUCGGCCACUUCCCCAUGGAAGCCGGGCUAUCACUGGAGGCACUUGGGCAAAAGCGGCUUGUCUCUCAUCUGAAUGACCACAGCAGCCAGCCUGAGAAGACGGCGGGCAUACACACGCAGGUCUCGCAAAGUCCCGGACGACGAAUCAUUCCAGACUUACCCGGCCAGGUUAUGUUUGUAAGCGAAGCCAUGGCCAAGAACCGGAUCGGGCUCCUGCAGGAGUAUAUCAAUGAUCUGCUCAAACUUCCAGCAAAGAUAGUCCGCUCGCCUGCCCUGAUGAACUUUUUCCGAACAAGUGGAAAGCGCGCUGCGAGCCUGCUCAGUGACAAACGAUCCGGUUGA
Polychytrium aggregatum is the source of this 3366-nucleotide messenger RNA. RefSeq lists its product as uncharacterized. The coding region runs from base 1 to 3366 and encodes 1121 amino acids. The transcript has 14 exons. Gene Ontology annotation, biological process: intracellular signal transduction. The record is from RefSeq and is a predicted model, not a curated record. Gene Ontology annotation, molecular function: guanyl-nucleotide exchange factor activity; protein binding; phosphatidylinositol binding. NCBI's taxonomy places the organism in Eukaryota, Fungi, Chytridiomycota, Chytridiomycetes, Polychytriales.